UCAACAAUAUCAAAUAAAAGAUGACGUUAACGUGUUGGGAAAAAAUAUCGUUCGUUGUAUUAGGAUUGCUUGGAUUGCGAAUUCUAUGGCGAAUAAGCGUUCUUGUGUGGAAGAAAUUAAUAGGACCGAAUUUUGGAUUCGGUGUUGACCCAAGAACACAGGGUAAAUGGGCAGUGAUCACAGGUGCCACAAGCGGUAUCGGGAAAGCGUACGCGGAACAAUUAGCGAAAAAAGGUUUGGAUAUUGUGCUGGUUUCGCGAUCUCUGUCAAAACUCGAAGAAGUCGCGAAGGAGAUCAAAGAACGAUAUGGAGUUCAAGUUCGAAUCGUGGAUGCAGAUUUGACCGAGGGACAAGCGGUUUAUGCCAAAAUUGCCAAAGCCACUGAAGAGCUCGAGAUUGCAAUAGUGGUAAAUAAUGCAGGAGCCAGUUAUGAUCAUCCUGAAUUAUUCACGAAUGUCUCGGAGGAAAGCAUAGCUCAGAUUUUGCAGUUGAAUGUGGCGUCAAUGACAGGAGUCGCAAGGGCCCUUCUUCCUCAAAUGUUCGAACGUAAAAAGGGCAUUUUGAUAAAUAUCAGCUCGGCUACGGCUGUUAUGCCAUCUCCUUACUUAACUGUGUAUGCAGCCAGCAAGUGUUACGUUAUCAAGCUCAGCGAAGAUUUAGCCGCUGAAGCCGCACCAUUCGGUGUUACUGUACAAUGCCUCAUUCCUGGUCCAGUGGCGACUAAGAUGUCAAAGAUCACGAAACCGACUUGGAUGGCGCCAACUCCAGAGAAAUAUGUAAAACAUACAUUAAAAACAAUUGGUCUUGAAUUGUGUACAUCAGGCUAUUUGCCGCAUGGUUUAUUAGUCGCCUCUGUAAAUGCUUUACGUUACAUAUGCGAAAAAGGUACGCUUUGGUUAGUUUGUAAGACCAUGUGUAAUAUAAGAAAGCGUGCAUUAAAAAAGAAAGAAAAAAUGGAAAAAAUAACUAAUGAAGAAACAUCAGUUAUUACUAAAUGAAUCCUAAAUUUAAUUUCUUCUCUUUAUUUUGUUUUUUUUUUUAUCCAUUAUUCUUUCCUUUUCUGUUCUUUAUUUAUCUUAUUUUUUUUUUUGCCUUUUUUGCUCUUUG
Molecule: messenger RNA, 1107 nt
Organism: Apis dorsata (giant honeybee)
Lineage: Eukaryota; Metazoa; Arthropoda; Insecta; Hymenoptera; Apidae
Product: very-long-chain 3-oxoacyl-CoA reductase-like
Exons: 4
Coding region: 21-998 (325 amino acids)
Cellular component (GO): endoplasmic reticulum
Molecular function (GO): oxidoreductase activity
Source: RefSeq, a predicted model, not a curated record